AUGCCUACCAUUCUUAUUCGAAUUGCACGAGAAAAUUCUGACUCACCCAUGGGUUAUGAAACAUUAGUAGAAGCUGAUAGUGAUAAUACAAAAUUGGAAGUAAAAAUUACAACAGAUGAACCAAUUGAAGGUGAACUUCUAAUUCAAAGUCCAACAUUAUUUAAAGAAUACUGGCGAAAACCGAAUGAAACACGUGCCGCAUUUACUGCUGAUGGUCAAUUUUUCAAAACGGGUGAUGUAUGUCGUUAUGAUCCACAAAAAAAUGUUUUCUCAAUUCGUGGUAGACAAUCAAUGGAUAUAAUUAAACGAGCUGGAUAUAAAAUAUCAGCAUUAGACAUCGAACGUGUUUUGUUAGAACACAACGAUAUUUUGGAAUGUUCAGUUGUUGGUAUUGAUGAUCCAACGUUAGGUCAAAAAAUAGUUGCUAUUAUUGUAACAAAAUUACCGGAAAAUACAACAAAUUUAACAAUAGACGUCAUACGCUCAUUUUGUAAACAACAAUUACCAAAAUAUUCGUUACCAGAUUCACUAACAAUUCUUGAUCAUAUACCUCGAAAUGCCAUGGGAAAAGUUAACAAAAAGGAACUCGUUAGUUUAAUAGUCUAA
Rotaria sp. Silwood2 is the source of this 606-nucleotide messenger RNA. The record is from the annotation of a GenBank genome assembly. Lineage: Eukaryota; Metazoa; Rotifera; Eurotatoria; Philodinida; Philodinidae.